Messenger RNA from Aspergillus ruber CBS 135680, 741 nucleotides. RefSeq lists its product as uncharacterized. The transcript is spliced from 3 exons. Lineage: Eukaryota; Fungi; Ascomycota; Eurotiomycetes; Eurotiales; Aspergillaceae. The record is from RefSeq and is a predicted model, not a curated record. The coding region runs from base 1 to 741 and encodes 246 amino acids.
AUGAAGUUCUUUUCCAUCUUCUCCAUCUUUUUCCUUGUCUCCAGCGUUACGGCCGCCAACUUUGCCUGGGACUGCACCAAAAGUCUCGGGACAUGCCAGAACUACUGUUACGCCGCGAAAUGCGGCCGUAUGGGCCGCAGGAGAUUCACCUACGAUAGCAAUGCAAACGCCAGACCGGGACGUCGAAAGGCUUCUGGAUGUAAACGAAACCCUUGCAAUGAUAAGAAACUGAAAUUUGGGAAGUUUGGAAAUUCGUGUGAUGAGUUUCCGUUUGCGAGUGUUAAGGAGGGUGGGAGGAAUGCGCAUCUGAGGUGUGUUAACAUAAACGAGAAUAGGAGUGAGGGAGGGCAACUCAGUGGCUUCUAUAAGAAGAUCAAGAAUGGCGACAAGUUCGGUAUUACAAUAAAAAAUUACAGAAGAGCCUCAUAUUGUGCCGCCAAGCCAAAGUGUCGAAAUGACGGCGGCCAGUUCAAGUUGAAGAAUGGCAAGUUCGCUCCAUCCAGACAAGGCCUCAACAGCACGGAGGAGUUUGACCUCGAUAAUGAGGACUAUUUUGUUCUCGAUGAGGCCAUCAACGGCGAAGAAAUGGAGCCGCUUCCGCUGAGACAGGUGGAGACUGAUGACGGCGAGAUUCAUCUUAUUAUUGCUGAUGACCUGGAUGACCCGAUUAGUGUUGGGCAUGAGAUCUGGAGUGAGAGUGCGAAUGGGACUGUGCGGGUUGUACGGGAGAUAUUCGAGUAA